CACCAUUUUGACAUUGGCACAAUAAUAUUUUCAUCAACCGAGAAUGACGUGAAAAUUGGAAAAAAGAAAAAUUUUAUUUUCCUGAACAAUUAUUGUGACGAAGUGAAGUGAAGUGUCGAUUGUUCGUUUCAAUAGUACAAACCAACCAAAUACGAACAUGCACCGCUACAUAUUCAGCCAGUUGAAGUGUUGUCGAAGCCGUUUCACAACAUCGACACAAAUAUUAACCUCACAUCCAACGGCACGGAACUUCAGCAACAGUAAAUCAGAGAAAAAUGUUUUGAGUCAAACAACGAUACUAGUGCAGCAAGGAUGCGACAUCCAGGAACUGCCGGUGAUUAUGAGACGAAUCGAUCACGACGACAUGGUCGCUCUGUGUUCGAACGCCAAUUCGGUGAACGAAAUUAUGGGCCGACGUGUUGGUGGCGAUACGUCAAAAGUCAACUCCACCGUGGAUCCAGACAUUGUCAUCAAAGAGCUGAAAGAGUGUGUCACACAGAAGGGAGUGCUGAGUGUAAUUGAUGGUGUACCGGAAGUGGAACUAAUGCCUGACAUUGCACUCGUCGCUUUCGAGAGCCUCGUUAAUCUUGGAACGUUAAUCGAUUUAAGGAAUUUGGAGGACACCAACGAGAUUUAUGGGAAAAUUAUCGAUUGCAUUGCAACGAAAUGUGAUACCCAAAGCCUGUUGGAUACGUUGACAUCGUCGGUUGAUCUCAAGAAAACAUCGCAACGCAUCUGCGACGAAUUGUUGAUGAGGAAUUCCGAUGGCAUGCUGGGUAUCGUCGAAAUUUGCGUAACGGUUCAAAAGUUCGUUGAAUGUCAUCAGUAUGAAGGAGCCGAGAAAUUCUGGUCCGGCCUAGCCGAUCAAGACAAGCAUAUCAACGCGAAUAACAUUAAGUUCAUUUAUCAAAUUCUACCGAAAAUAAAAGUCAGUCGACGAAUGGUGGUCGGGGUGGCCGAACGUAAAAUCACCGGUGUUUUCUGGAAUCUUUCGUCGGAAGCUGUUGUCGACAUUCUGAACGCUCUGGUUGAAUCGAAACAAACAUCCUAUCGAACGUUGCAAUCAAUCACCCGCUGGUUGAAUACAAACAUUCAUGCUGUCAGUGAGGCGGACCUCGAGUCGGUGGUCAAAUGUUUCACAAUUUUGGAGUAUUCGGAUGGUCAGAUGGAAAAGGCGCUGGAACGCUACAUAAAGACCAAAGGCAUCAAAGUAAAACAUCAGUCACUCAUUUCGACCAUCCUGACGCACUGUGCACGCUUUCGCAUUCGCAAUCCAUAUAUCAUGAACGGCUGCAGUGAAUACUUUAUCAUCCAUGCCAACGAUUUGAAGUCCGAGCAUCUGAAAUCGAUCUUUUGCCCAUUCGGCCUGUUGGACUAUCAACCGAUCAACAGCGUCAAAUUCUGGCAAACGUUCGAGAACUGUUUGAAUUUGAAUUUCGACAAAAUUUCGGCUCGGGACGUUAUUGAUAUUGCGCUGUCAUGCCUGUACUUGGAAAAGUAUCCGAUCAACUUUGUUCAGCGGAUUUUCAAUCCGUACUUCCUGGAUCUGUUGCACACAACAACACCACUGGUCGAGCAUCCGAAACUGCGAAGUGAUUUAAAAUUGUUCGACACUGGAAUGUCCAUCGAAUGUGAUAGCUACAAUGGCCCGAUGCUUCCGAAAGAUCAUUCGGCGAAAGGCAUUUGGCAAGAUGGUCGUAUCAAGCGUAUCGUACAAAACCUUACCGAUCAAUGGGAAACCAUAUCCGGCGGGCCGGACAAAUUCACUAAAUGUACCGUUAUGCAGCAAUUGCCGCUGAAUCCACUGUAUUUGAUCGAUUUGCUCAUUCAUCCGGCCGGCAUGGGACGUCUGUGGAAUUUCAAUACACACACCGAUCGAGAUUUGUACAUUGCGACGCUGAUUCAUUUACCAGAGCAUUAUGAUGCUAGCAAACAGCAUCUUAUCGGUCCCCAGUCGAUGCGAAUAAGGCAUUUUCGACGACUGGGAUUGAAAGUAGUGACAUUAGACUAUGAAACGGUGGCUAAACUUAGAGUGCAUGGAAAUGAGUUGCACAAAUAUUUGGUUGAACGGAUGCGUGAGGCAUUGUCGGCUACGGGCUAAGAAACGUUUUAGUUUUUAGACUUUUUACAAUUUUGUUAAAUUUUAGCUGCUCAAGUGAGUCCUGCAUGGAAAAUUUGUUCUUUCAACUAACUCUUUUGCCUCAAAAGUAAGAUUUUUCCGAUUUUUCUUGAAACAAAACAAAAAUUUAAAAUUUUAAUCCAAAGACAAAUUUAUCCCUAUCGUUAAUUGUUGACCAGUAUUUAAGAAUUAAAUGCAAGAUGAAAAA
This is a messenger RNA of Bradysia coprophila, 2327 nucleotides long. RefSeq names its product FAST kinase domain-containing protein 3, mitochondrial-like. NCBI's taxonomy places the organism in Eukaryota, Metazoa, Arthropoda, Insecta, Diptera, Sciaridae. The record is from RefSeq and is a predicted model, not a curated record. Gene Ontology annotation, biological process: regulation of mitochondrial mRNA stability.